AUGCUCACUCAGAGGCGUCCUUCCUCGUCCGAUACCCGCACAACUCACUCCGACGAGCACCCACCGAGCAAUGCACGACCUCAUCCUGUCAGGCCUGCCCACCAGCCGAUCACGCUCAGACUACCUGCUGUCAAACUCGCCCCUCGCGCGUCGCUCACGCACAUCGCGCCCCGACUCUCCCGCACCAGCGUACCGCGAACAGCACCUACAUACAGAGCUGAACUCGACCAGCUUGGCAGGUCAACACAUGCUUUGCUGCAAGAAUCCCGAGCGACUCCCCUCGCGUCGCAUCCCGGUGGCAUCCUUGCCAAAGAAGUCAAAGCCCGCACACGCGAGGCCCUACCCGGACGCGCACCCGGACAGCGCACACAACGGCCGUCUGCCCAUGCCCAUCCCUGCGCCUGCACGCCCCUACCCGAUCCCGCACCCUCGUACUGUUGGCCGCUUUUUAUGGUACGCACUACUCUCGAUAUCGCCGCCUUCCGAUCUGCAUCCUUCGUUAGAGCGGAGGGCGCGGAGCGAGUGCCGCGCUUCGACAGCUCUGGUACCGCCCGCAGCUUUACCCCCCGGCCUCCAAGGUCCCUCGCGAACGGAGAGUUCGUGCGCCCAACACCGUACUUUGACCGUUGCGAGCGGCGCCGUGUCCGCUCUUGUUCGCGUCGCCGCUCUGCCCCGUCCUCGUCCUCGUCCUCCGCAGCGAGCGUCGUUCCAUCCCAUGUGGUGUACUCGCCGCCGCCGCCCCUGCUGCCCAGUCAAUCGGCAACCGGGCCCGUGCGCCCCGCGUCGUACGGGCCGCCACACCCCGCUCGGCAUCGUCACCGGGACCGUUGCGAGCGCACGCUGUCUGAGCCUCCGGUCCUCCGCGUUCUCGUGGCACCUUCGUCGUUCGAUCCCGCGUUGUAUUGCGUCGCGGGCUGGCCGGGUCGUGUCAUCACGGUGCCCGUGUUGCCCGCGGGGUCCGUCUUUUCUCACGCUCUCUCUCUCAGAUUCGGACUCUGGCUUUGCGUGGCGCGUGAGGUGGGAUUUGGACGUGCUGUCUUGCGGCGCGUGUCGCGUGGCCAACGCGUCCUCUUCUCCGGCCAACGCGUUCUCUGGUCUUCAAGGGUCAUGGUUCCGGAUGAGUCUAUGAGUACUAUCUCCCAAGCCCGCCUUCCGCGCGCGCGCGCGCGCCCAACUGCCGAAGAGCAAGAAACGGCGAAGACGGAAAUACGUUCGGACAAAACGCGCCACAACCUAAAUCUACCCGCGGCGUCCGCGUCCGCGUCGGCAUUGGAGAUCUCUCUGGCUCUCUGCCCGUGUACGACAUCGACGCCCCAGAAGAGCGUUUUCGGCUCGCGGCUCGCGGCUUUACAGCGACGGGACACGACCGCUCGGCGUGGUAGGCGACGGGCGACGGGCGACGGGCGGCGCGGUGGGGCUAGCACCCGGCCAACGCGUGCCCAGGAGAGCGCUGUUAGACAUCGACAGGUGAGGCCGCCGCUCGUCUUCGCGUUCUCCGGGAACGUGUUGCCGGACCUCUGUGCCGCUGUGCGCAUUCGCUCACGCCGCGUCAUGUACUCUUGUUCGUAG
Sparassis crispa is the source of this 1569-nucleotide messenger RNA. RefSeq lists its product as hypothetical. The record is from RefSeq and is a predicted model, not a curated record. The transcript is spliced from 2 exons. NCBI's taxonomy places the organism in Eukaryota, Fungi, Basidiomycota, Agaricomycetes, Polyporales, Sparassidaceae. Bases 1 to 1569 code for a protein of 522 amino acids.